AUGGGUUUCCUCGACGCCUUCUCUUCCCAGCAGUCUCAGUACGACAACUACCAAAGCGAUGAUGCACCUCACCAAGCUACCUUGAGCCACGAACUCCUUGGCGGCGCCGUCGCAUUCGAAGCUGCAAAGGCUUACGAAGAUCACUGCGCCAGGAAUGGCAAGCCCCAAAGCCACGCUUUGGCUAAGGAACUUUUCGCCGGUUUCGCCGGGGCUGCCGUUGACCGCCUGGUCGAGACCAAGGGUAACACUGGAACAGGCCGACGCGUGGUCUGCGCACCAGAGACAGAGAGCGCAAUCGCAUGGUUACUUGAAGCUCAAGAGCAGAUCCAGGAAACAUUCACCGAAGAUGUUUACGAGUCGAACUACUAG
This is a messenger RNA of Suillus fuscotomentosus, 369 nucleotides long. RefSeq lists its product as uncharacterized. The transcript has 6 exons. Bases 1 to 369 code for a protein of 122 amino acids. NCBI's taxonomy places the organism in Eukaryota, Fungi, Basidiomycota, Agaricomycetes, Boletales, Suillaceae. The record is from RefSeq and is a predicted model, not a curated record.